UAUGUUUUAAUGCUGAGACAGAGAGCCAGUCUGCUCUCUGUAAGUGUUUCUGCCGUUCACACAUCCACCAGCAUGAGUUUACAGCUGCACUGCUUAUACACUCACAGCUUGGUCUUGGUCGUGACCUUGCUACUGUUAACAGCUACAUCUGGUGACAGUGAUGCAGUGGAGAACAUCACGGCUGUUUUGGGUCACAGCGUUACAUUCAAAUGUCCUUCGAAACGCAGCACUCCUGUAGAAGGCUUGUACAUACAGAGAGUUAAAAAUUAUAAAGUAGAGUUCGUCGACGGGUUUUAUAGAAGCCGUCUGAUGGAUGUGUUGCCUGAGUACCGGGACAGAACCAAAGUGAAUGAAAUGGAGCUCAGUGUGGAGAUGAGAAACAUCUCUGUCUCUGAUGAAGGAUUGUAUCAAUGUGUUGUUCUCAUCAACAACAAACCUGAAAUCUCAGAGAUUCUCCUCAAAGUCACAGCCGAGUACAUUAUUCCCACAAUCAUGAUGACAGACUGCAGUGAACUUCAACUUGAACUUGAACUUGAACGCGACGGUGCCAGCACAGGAAUGAGCUGUCAGUUGAACUGCUCGGCAGCGGGCGGAUACCCACAAAGCUUCGUCAGAUGGGCCGGGCUUAAUCCAAGCCUGACGAGCAUAGUCUACAACGGUAAUUCAGUAGAUAACGAGUCCAAAACUUGGACCAUCAACCAAACCAUUGUGUACAACUGUUACCAGCCCACUAAUAUCAGCUGUGCCAUAGGGGGCGCUGUUUCAGACAAAAUCACCAUAUGUAACUCCAUAACUGACUCAAAUGUUGUUGCUGAAUCUCAGUUUUGCAUACAAUGACGAUUUAUACAGGCCACAUCUCCAAAAAGCAUAAAAAAGUAGUCUGUAUUCCAGUGAUUUCCAACUGAUUUUGGGCAAGCGCACCUAGCUGUCAUCCAGGUCCCUUACUGCCCCUCAUUUCCUCUAAUUGUUUAUCUAAGUUGAUUAUUAUUUUGUUUUUAUAAUGAGGACUAUUAGCAUAUAUUUCUUCAUGAUUUUGUGAGAAUAUGGUUUGCUUUCAAAUACUUCAACGAAUGUACUUCAAACAUAUGUCUCUCAUUGCCAGAAUAGACCAAUUUUAGUAUACUGUCCUGACUUAUCUUUGUUAUAGUCCAUUAAAUAUCAAAUCUUGCUUUUUUUGCAUGCCAGUGUAUGCCUUAUGAUGUUAUGUUCCCUGUCUUGCAUUGUACACACGCAAUGAAAAUGUAAAACGUGCCAAUUAGAAAUCAUUUAAAAUAAUUCACGUUGAAAAAUGGAAACACCUCAACAAAUGUGUUUGAGCAGUAUACAAUUCAGAUAUAUAACAGCUAUAAUA
Carassius carassius (crucian carp) is the source of this 1351-nucleotide messenger RNA. Its product is annotated as T-lymphocyte activation antigen CD80-like. The coding region runs from base 10 to 837 and encodes 275 amino acids. NCBI's taxonomy places the organism in Eukaryota, Metazoa, Chordata, Actinopteri, Cypriniformes, Cyprinidae. Gene Ontology annotation, biological process: cell surface receptor signaling pathway; immune response; negative regulation of T cell proliferation. The record is from RefSeq and is a predicted model, not a curated record. The transcript is spliced from 4 exons. Gene Ontology annotation, cellular component: external side of plasma membrane.